Molecule: messenger RNA, 5053 nt
Organism: Dufourea novaeangliae
Lineage: Eukaryota; Metazoa; Arthropoda; Insecta; Hymenoptera; Halictidae
Gene: Ptp69D
Product: tyrosine-protein phosphatase 69D
Exons: 11
Coding region: 189-4649 (1486 amino acids)
Biological process (GO): protein dephosphorylation
Molecular function (GO): protein tyrosine phosphatase activity; protein binding
Source: RefSeq, a predicted model, not a curated record
CAGUUUCGCUGGCGCUAUUACGGUGUGAGAUUCGCGAAGUGUGCCUCCGAGCAUCUCUCUCACGGUGAAAAGUGCGUCGCACGUAAGUGCGAGGCGUGAUAUGAAACAGUGAAUCCGUUGCCGCGAUACGAAUGGACAGGCGAGGCUAGCCGCGCGUCAUGGGAUUGUGAAAGGAGUCGGGAGCGUGCAUGAAGGCGGCAGGAAGUGGGAAAAAAAGGGCCAGGGAUACAACGCUCACGCCCGGUUGUCACGACGCCAUGUUUCCCCGAACUGGUCUACCGAUGUCGAGUAUCCCUUUGACGGUACUCUGCUUUUUCGUACUUAUCGUCGCCGGCCUUGACGAAUCCGGUGUAGAAAAAAUAGAAAUCACUGAACGAAAAAAUGAAAAUCCGUCAACUCUACUAAUCACAGCAUCACAAGAUUUAGAAGGUAUUGAGGCUGGUAGCACACCUUCUUUAAUAUGCAAACUUAGUGUACCGGGACAUAUAUGGUGGACCAGUAAUGGAAAGAAUCUCACCACUAUUAAGGAUUAUGAUUCUGGAGGCCGUUUGGAUAUUAAGCAAGCUAGCAGAAAUGAUACAGGAGACUAUAAAUGUAUGGCACAAACUACAGAUGGAGAAGUAUUGGAAAAAGAUGUUCAUAUCAGAGUCAUUGAACCAGGUCGAAUAACACCUGAAGAUGACAUUAGAGCCAAAGUAAUAGAAUCAGCUAACUUAACUUGUCAUAUGCACGGUUAUCCAUUAUCCCAUUUCACAUGGGUGAAGGGGAACGAUUCGGAAAGUACUGAACAUUUAGCCGAAUUUGCCAGUAUCACACAAAUAAAUGACACCUACAUCAUAUUGAUCUUACAAUUUCCAAGUUUAACACGUAAAGAUAAUGGAACGUAUAUUUGUAAAGCACGUGACUAUAAUGGUGAAAUCAGUGCGUAUAGACACCUUUUCGCAAUUGACGUUCCAAAAGUAAGCAUUGAUUUCAUGAAAGCUGUUGGCGCUGGGAGUAUAUUUUUGAAUUGGACUGUGAACGAUGGCAACGAGCCGAUUAAAAAGUAUUUUAUCCAGCACAUGAAAAAUGGAACCGACCAGUAUCAUUAUUACGCUGAACAAAUUGGGGGUGGUAAUUCGAGUUACGUUUUGAAAGGAUUUGAAAGCGGUACAGCGUAUCAAUUUGGAAUCAUUGCAACAAAUGUUGUGGGAACAUCCCGAGUGAGGUUCGAUCCACGUUGGAUCACCACUCUUAAAAAAGAUCCUAUAUUUGUGCCAAAGGUGUCCGUGAAUGGCGUCACAGAAAAUUCAAUCACGAUAGGCUGGACGGUACCACCGCCAGAUUUAAAGGAACAUGUUCAUUAUUACAAUUUAAUGGCUACGCAUGAAGAACAAAAAAGAGAAGCAGUAUACCCUGCGCAACCGUUCACAGUAUACGCAUUCGUUGAUCUUGAUCCCGCAACCACAUACAAAUUUAAAAUCGCUGCGUGCAGCGAAUACACAAAAGAAUGCGGAAAUUGGAGCGUCGAAGUGAAUGGCACUACUCUCGAUGGAGUGGCUAGUUCUCCUCAGAACCUAUCUGUCAACUGUAAGUUCGAUAACAUAAGUAGUUCCAGUUCCAUAUCCAUCACAUGGGUUCAUCCAGAAAAACCGAAUGGUGUGAUUACUCGUUACGAUAUAAGAUUGACGGGCGUCGCCAAAUUCAAAAACGGUAUGGGUCGUUUGGAUGAAGAUAGUUGGGGCCCACACAUAUUGAGCGUUGACCAACGGAACGGUACACAUUUCGACAAAAUACCACCCAACACGAAUUAUACGGUUCGCGUACACGGUGUAACAAGGAUUCGGACAAUAGGGAAAGACGCUGUUGGUAAUUGUACUACACCGGUUACGAUUCCAGAUAGGGAUAGUAUGAAUAUGCGAUCAUGGCGAAAAAUUGAGAAUCAGGGUAAACAGCUGUUUAAGCUGUACCUUCCGCGUAUUACCGAAAGAAAUGGUCCCAUAUGUUGUUAUCGAGUUUAUCUGGUCAAACUGGCACCUCAGAAAAGUGUCACUGAUUUACCACCGCCCGAGGAAAUCGAUAUAGUUUCAUACAAGGAUGCUCACAACUCACCUUCCGGUGGUGCUUACGUUGCCGAGACGUUCGAUAGCGAUCGAUUAAUAUCCGAGAUCUUUCUUGGUGAUGGUGAAUCGUCCAAUGGCAGCUCCAUGUGUGACAAGUGUAUUAGAAUUCGACCAAAACCUACUCAACCAUUAUUACGUGUUGUUCCCGAAAUUCAAACAACUAUGGCACCACUGAAUACAACGCCUGCAAUGACCACAAAUCCUGCAACAACAACUACUACUACUACCACCACCACCACCACAACUGCUCCUCCUCCUACUACUGCUACAGCAAGUACUACUACUGUUGCUCCAACAACUACCGUCGUCACGACUCAGAACAUAGAGACGACCGUUCCAAAUCUAGUGAACGAUAAUAACACCGAAAAUAUAGCUAGAAAGAAAAGAGACAAUUUGGUCACUCAAGGAACUCCGGUAGCACAACCUUUUUCUUCACAGGAUGGUUUUCUGGAUGAAGAAUCGAAUUAUACUGGGUUCAUUGAAAUUAUCGUGUUUGGGAACCAAGAGAAUCAAUUUCUGCCAGCCUACAGUAAUUACUUACCUCCGCUUUAUGGGGGGUUAGAUCCGAGAGCUGCGGUGUCAUCGGACGUGAAUAGCCUCAGUGUGAUUUUACAAAUAUCUCUUGCGCUUAUAUUAAUUAUCAUCAUCCUUCUCGUCGCGCUUUGUAUAUUGCAUAGAUAUACAAAGCGUGCGGAGCAGCGAGGCGAAGAGAUUAUCACCCUGAGAAAUAGCUUCAGGCAUCUGUGUAGGAGUCUCAGGGGAAGACAUCAGCUCGUAGCAGCAAGUCCGCCGGAUAUGCCUCCUAUUCCCAAGACCGAACUUCUUCAGUCGUAUCUCGAACGGCACCGUGACUCUGAUUACGGCUUUCAACACGAAUUCGAAUUACUGCCGGACAGAUUCACUGACCGCACCACCAGAGCUUCAGAGGCACGCGAGAAUCUGUACAAAAAUCGUUAUCCGGAUAUAAAAUGUUACGACCAAACCAGGGUUCGUCUGGCACAGAUGGAUGGUAUUUGUGGAUCCGAUUACAUAAAUGCUAACUUCGUUCUCGGUUACAAAGAACGGAAGAAGUUCAUAUGCGCUCAAGGUCCAAUGGAGAAUACCGUCUGCGAUUACUGGAGAAUGAUCUGGGAACAACAUCUUGAGAUGAUACUGAUGUUAACGAAUCUCGAGGAAUACUCGAAAACAAAAUGCGCGAAAUAUUGGCCGGAUAAAGGGGAAACGAAGAACUUUGGAGACAUCACUGUCGAGCACAUUCGAGAGAGGGCCUACUCUGAUUACGUUGUUCGUGAAUUAAAAAUGACACGAUUGGGUGAACGAGAUGCCCGUACGAUCGUUCAGUAUCAUUUCCUAGUCUGGAAAGAUUUUAUGGCGCCGGAACAUCCUCACGCUAUAUUAAGGUUCAUAAAGAGGGUGAACGAAGCUUAUUCACUGGAAAAGGGGCCAAUAUUGGUACACUGUAGCGCGGGUGUUGGGCGAACCGGUACACUUGUCGCGUUGGACUCAUUGCUGCAACAAUUGACAGAGGAGGGUCAUGUGUCGAUCUUCAACACGGUGUGUGAUCUACGUCACCAGAGGAAUUUCUUAGUGCAAUCGCUGAAACAAUAUAUUUUCAUUUACCGCUCUUUAAUGGAAAUGGCCCAAUACGGGGACACUGAGAUCCCGGGUUCGCAAUUCAAAGCUAUGAUGACAAAAUUGCGACAACGAGAUAACGGCAAAGGAAAGUGUAGAAUGGAGGAAGAGUACGAUAAAAUCAAUUCGGUAUUGGAAGAUAGAAAGUCAUUCUCUGUGGGCGGAGGAGAAGAAAACAAGAGCAAGAAUAGAAGCGAGUUAAUAAUACCGUACGACAGAAACCGGGUGAUUCUGACGCCUGUCCCUGGCAGAGAGCACUCGACGUAUAUAAACGCUUCGUUCAUUGAGGGCUACGAUAAUUCCGAAUCGUUUGUUAUCACUCAGGAUCCGCUGGACACCACUAUCGCAGAUUUCUGGCGCAUGAUUUCGGAACAAUGCAUUUCCACGAUAGUAAUGCUGUCUGAUUUGAACGAAGGUCCGCGAAAAUGUCCACGGUAUUGGCCCGACGACGAGGCUUCCUACGACCAUAUAAGAGUCAGAUACAUUCAGAGUGAGAGUUGUCCAUAUUACACUCGUCGUGAGUUCUGCGUUUCCAAUACGAAAACCGAUGAAAACGUGGUCGUUACGCAAUACCAAUACCACGGUUGGCCGACAGUCGAGGGAGAAGUACCUGAAGUUACUCGCGGUCUCAUUGAGCUGGUGAACCAAACGCUUACGAACGACACAGAAUCGAGCGGGUCGCUGGUCGUGCACUGCAAUUAUGGAUCUGACAGGAGUUCGAUGUUCGUUGCUCUUAGCAUACUGGUACAACAGCUACGGACUGAAAGACGCGUGGACAUUUUCACAACGACGAAGAAGCUGCGCUCUCAGAGACACGGCAUGAUCAGCACUUUUGCACAGUACGAAUUUCUACAUCGUGCUGUCGUGAAUUAUUCAGAUCUGCAUAAUUUGGCUGACGACGAACCAGCGUCUUAAUACUACAAAACGUAAUAUCGGAAGACCUUAGGUUAUGUUCGAUAAAUGUGUGCGCAGAAACAUUUCACGUACAAAAAAGUGUCUGGAAACGUAUGAAUGCUCAAGAGAACGUAUAUUGGGCCAACCAAAGAAAUCGCUAAUGUAUUGGUGAAAAUAUGAUUAGAACAUCCUUCGAGCCAGACUGACACAUACACGUGUGCAUAAGAGACUGUAAACUGUUGGAACUUGAAUGGCUUAUGCACAGUGUAUCUUAACCCAUGUGUACUAAAGACAUUCGUACGACACGGAAUGAGCAGUAAAUACCGCUGAUUUUCAAGCUCGUAGGAUUAAACUGAAUGCACAACUGGUUCGAUGACUAAAUUAACCAAACGUUUGGUUAAUUGUUCCAAAGUGCGGUACAGUGA